UGAAUGUUUCGUCUUGGCGGUCGCUUAAUUUAAUUCGCUGAACGCUGAACAAACGAUACGAAAUAAUCGAUCGUCGGAGUUACAUCUUUCGAUAUUUGAAUAUUUUUCAAAGCCUAAUCCAUAGAUAAUAAUUUUUUUCUGGUGUUCUUUGCAUCCUUUGGUACUUGCUGAGUGUGUUUUUGUGUGAUUAUGUGCCAGAGAACUGAAAAAUACUGAGCGACAUAGAAAGUUGAUUAGGAUCAAGGAUCCCUGACAGGAUGUCUGUGGGUAUUUUGACCCUGCUGUUGGCCACCAUUGCCUGUGGCCCUCUGGCACUCGAGGGGGUGGUGCAGCCCACCUGCAAUCUCAAGGACAACUGCAAUCUGGGCGACAAUCUUCUGGCCGGAGCAAGUUCCGUCUCCGAAUCCGGCGAUGUGUCCGCCGACAAGCUGGAGAGCAAAAUAGCCUCGAUCUUCGAGGAUAAGGUUAACUAUAGCCUCAAGUUGUUUCCCGACGAUGCCACCACCACGAUCCUGGAAUAUCAGACGGCUAAUCUAAGCCAACUACACACCACACCGCCUGGAAACUACACAAUACACCAGAUGGAACGGGUUUCAAUAACCGAUGAAGAGGACGAUCAGGUGGAGGAGGAUGAAAGGGCUUACUUGUACAAUAUUGGAAAGCGUUUUCUGGCGAUUACGCAACCAUUCGAUUCCGCCAGAAAUCCGGAUGCCUCGUUGCUUUGUCGUCGGCAGAUGCAUCAGUUUCUUAAUGCCUUGGACAACUUCGAUCUGUGGGCUCUGAAGAUGCACGAUGCCAGUGGCAAAUUGAACUCGGGCAUUUUGAAUGGCAACAUCAAUCAACCCGGCGACUUCGAUCAGUGCUUGGGGAUUCAACAGCGGAUGAAGGAUGAGGAUGUGGCCAAGGAUCAGGACGAGGACUCCAUUAUCCGGGGCCAGUACUGUUUGGCCUACGCUCAACCAGUUCUUCCGCACAAUUCGAAGCGUUUGCAGAGCUUCUUCAAGCUGAUCCAAUCACAUGGGCCUUUCAAAAGCGAGUUCAACGACCCGGGUCACCGAGUGCCACGCUACUCGCUGAUCAACUGGGGCCUCUGCGUCCCCUCCGGCUGCUCAGCCCGGGAUGUGGAGUACAGUGUGGCCGAGUACCUGGCCAACCAGACCACCGCCACGGGCAUCACCUUCAACGUCCGCGUGGAGCCCCAGAUGUGCCAGGUGCGGGACCAGCGGCCCUGGGACCGGAACACCACCUGGGCGGUGCGCUUCUUCCUCCUCGUGCUCUCCGUGGCGAUCCUGUCCACUAUCUACGACCGAUCCACCAAGUCGCAGGGCAAGCAGAACGCCUGGUUCACGGCCUUUUCGUUGGAUAAAAACCUGCGCUGGCUGUUUAGCACGAGUAGUGCUCCCGGGGACAUUGAGGCGGUCCAUGGCAUUCGUUUCCUGAACGCCAUCAUGUUGAUCUUUUCGCACAAGUCGAUGGCCAUGUUCUUCAAUCCGUACAAUAACCGCACGGCCAUGUCGGAAAGCCUGGGUCAGCCGUGGACGGUGAUUGGACGAGCUGCCUCCCUGUACACGGAUCCCUUCCUGCUUUUCAGUGGAAUGCUCACGGCUUACUCGCUAUUCGGUCGUCUCAUGAAGCAGCAACCCAUACGGCUGAAGAACGAGUACAUUAGCCGGCUGAUGAGGAUUGUUCCGCCUCUAGCCGCCUUGAUCCUCUUCUGCACGUAUGUGCUGCCCCUAUGGGGCAGUGGACCCCAGUGGAACCUAGUGGUGGGCCACCAUGCGGACAUCUGCAAGAAGAACUGGUGGCGCAAUCUGCUCUUCAUCCACAACUACUUCGGUUUCAGCGAGAUGUGCCUGACGCACACGCACCAUCUGGGCAUCGACACGGAACUCUUCGCGGUGGCCCCAGUGCUCAUCCUGGGACUCUGGCGGUGGCCCAGACGGGGUCUCUUCACCCUUCUGCUCCUCUGCACCGUGGGAACGGCGGCUAGGUACUACACAACGAUUGUCAACCAGCUGUCCAACUAUAUCUACUUUGGCACCAAUAUUCAGCGCCUGUUCCGUACCGCCGACUACAUGUACUCGUUCCCGCCCCACCGCUCCACGGUGUACAUCAUGGGCAUCCUGCUGGGCUAUGUGCUGCGCAAGUAUCAGAACGCCAAGUUGAGCAGCCUGCAGCUGCGACUGGGUUGGCUGGUGGCCACCGUAUGUGUCCUGGCCUCGCUCCUGGGACCCGCACCCAUGGGGGACAUCAACUACGUGUACAACUCCACGCAUGCCGCCAUAUACGCCGCCUUUGCGCCGAUCGCCUGGUGUCUGUUCUUCUCCUGGAUUGUGUUUGUCUCCCAUAAUGGAUAUACAAAUAAACUGACGAAGCUGUUUGCCUGGCGCGGUUUCCAGGUGUCCACAAAGCUCUCGUACGCCAUUUACCUGACGCAGUUCCCCGUGUUCUUCUUCAAUGUCGGCCGAAGGCGUCACAUUCACCACUACUACAACUUUGUUUCGAUUAUUCUCGAUACCAACGAAUUCAUUUCGAUCUUCCUGGCCUCCGUGGCCCUGACGGUGCUCUUCGAUGCGCCCUUCCAGAACCUGAAGAAGCUGCUCAUCAAGCGACCCACUCCUGCGAAGGUGACGAAGGAUAGCCCGGCUUCUGGGACGGAAAGUCAGGAUGCGACAACAUUAGCCUCAAAGCCCAGCAGCACUGCCCUCCUCAAAUCGCAUCCACACUCCGAUUAGUCUGGACACACUCUUUCUUAGCUAUGUAACUUGUAAAUGUCUUAGCAUUUAGUGGCAAUAUGUUUAGUAACCCCAGCGAAAUCCCCAAGAUCCCCAUAUCCCCAAUGUUUCCCAUCCAAUCCGUCCAUCCCGCCCGAAUCCCAAGAAUUCCCGCCCUUAGUUUUAGUGGAACGCUUUAUACAUUGUAAAUUGUACUGUUAGUCAAAUCGAGCGACAAAUAAGAACCGAACCGAUUCGUAGUCAUAAA
Messenger RNA from Drosophila suzukii, 2982 nucleotides. It is a transcript of the gene drd, whose product is annotated as drop dead. Gene Ontology annotation, molecular function: acyltransferase activity, transferring groups other than amino-acyl groups. NCBI's taxonomy places the organism in Eukaryota, Metazoa, Arthropoda, Insecta, Diptera, Drosophilidae. The record is from RefSeq and is a predicted model, not a curated record.